Rodentolepis nana is the source of this 228-nucleotide messenger RNA. The record is from the annotation of a GenBank genome assembly. Lineage: Eukaryota; Metazoa; Platyhelminthes; Cestoda; Cyclophyllidea; Hymenolepididae.
AUGAAUACUCCAUGUUUGACUUACGGUCUCAGAGGCGUCGUAUACUUCCACGUUUUCGUUGACGGCUCAAACCGCGACCUCCACUCUGGAAGUCAUGGAGGGGCAGUCCAGGAACCACUAGCAGAUCUCCAAGCUCUCAUGAACUCAUUGGUGGAUUUUAAAGGGGAUGUUAUGGUCCCAAGAAUUCUUGACGCUGUACGUGAACCGGAAGAGGGUGAAAUCAAGUAA